AUACAGCUGAUCGAAAGACAGCGACAAAAACUAUCAAAAGUAUUUGUUUCAUUCUCAGUUGUCAGAAAAUGGUGGUUUUGAUUUAAACAUGGCGAAUAUUGCAAACCCACUACCAUAUCUUACUAAAAGAGAAUAUGGAAUUUUGCCGGACUUUAGAUCUCAUUUAUUUAAAAACCGACUUAAUGCUGCUAAAAACUUAUAUCGUCGGGAUUUGGUGUGCCAUUUUGGAUGUGUAAACGCUAUUGAAUUUUCCAAUAAUGGCGAAUUAUUGGUAUCAGGGGGAGAUGAUCGGAGGAUCAUGCUCUGGCAAUUUGGGCAGGCAAUCCUGAAUCGUGGCAAACCAGAGGCCAUGAAAGCUAUGCACCAGUCUAAUAUUUUUUGUCUUGGCAUUACAAGUGAUAGCCAGAAAAUAUAUUCAGGCGGAAAUGAUGAUAUUGUGAUAGUGCAUGACCUGGAGAGUAAAUGUCCUCUUGAAGUGCUUCAACAUCAAAGGGCUGUAUGCAGUUUAAGCAUUGAUCCAUACAAUGAGCGCGUAGUCACAACUGCUGGCAAUGAUGGCCGUCUUCUACUUUUUGACACCAGACAGUCUGUACAUGAGUCCCUUGUGAUCUCUAAGAGCAGGAAGUCUUUCCAUGGCGUAAUGUUUCACCCACAUCAAGUAGGCGUGCUGGUAUCUGCUAAUGCUCGCGAUGGUGUCGCACUCUGGGAUUUACGAUCGCCAAAACAUCCUGUACUCCGCUACGUCGGGAACAACGGAACCUGUCAGAACAGCAUGAGUGUCCGUUUCAACUCAUCCGGCACGCACAUACUAGCUUUGCGUCGUCGGCUCGCGCCUGCACUGUAUGCGGUACACUCUCCUGAACCGGUGGCAGAAUUCUACCACCAGGACUAUUACAACUCUUGCACUAUGAAAAGCUGCUGCUUUGCUGGCGAGGGUGAUCAGUUUGUGAUGUCCGGGUCUGAUGAUUUCAACCUCUAUAUGUGGAAGAUACCUGAUGUUGGUACUGAUACUAGUGGAAGUGGUUAUGAUGUAGAGCCACAUAUAGUUCUCUAUGGACACAGGUCUAUUGUAAAUCAAGUGCGGUACAAUCCGCAUUAUUGCCUCAUCGCGUCUUCCGGUGUUGAGAAAAUUAUAAAGGUGUGGUCAGCUUUGGAGUACCCAGAAAUGCGAGGUACACUGCUGGAGGAAGCGCAGGGCUCCGAUAAUCCUCGUGAAAUAUACAGUCACGAAGAUUAUGUAUCGCUCGUACAUCACAGUGGACAACAUAUAUCGCAUAACUACGCGGAGCAGUCCACAAGCGAGGACCCGCGGAUGAUGGCGUUCUUUGAUUCACUAGUGCAGCGCGAACUAGAGUGUCUUGCCGAGGAGACUGACUCACUUGACGGCUCCAGCUCUGGUGGCUCCGUGCACGACAAUGAUACUGUGGACUCGUCGGAUAGCGAUCAAAUUGUAGCCGACUUUUUACAGUUACCAACCAAACGAGCCAACCCAAACGGGAGCCGGAGUCAGCGAUGUUCAAAUAGAUUGGCCCGAUUGGUUGCAUCGCGGUUUUCAAAAAACUUGCGUUCUCAAAAAAGAGGUUCUUUAAGGUCACACGUUAAGGAGGGGGGAGCUGCUCUACAAAGUGUGACAAGGGCUAGGAGAACUCUGCACAGGCGGUCAUCGAAAGUAGCGAUGUCUCGGCGCAGCAAGCAGUCGCGCAGCGGGCUGGGCAAGUCUGGGGGUGCGUGUGCGGGCGCGGGCCCCGCUCGUCGUCGCGCCGCGCCCCGCGCGUCCCCCGGCAUCGCGCCCGCCGCCCGCGGGCCCCGCGGGCCCCGUGGGCCCCGCGCCUCCGCGCCCUCCAGCGAGCGCACCGACUCCGACGAGCCCACGCACUGUCUCUUCGGCCACUCCGGCAGGAUAAUAAGACCUAUACGCCGACGGAUGAAUUUAACAAGAAGUAGUAAGAGGAAAAACAAAGUCACUAACUAUAGAAAACCUAUGAAUUUACGAAGUAACGGCGCAACCAUAGCUCAAGACAGCAGCGAUAAUAAUAACUUUAAUACUUUCGAUAAUUUUGAAGAAAAUUUAUCUCUUCCUAGCACAAGUACAGGUUACAGGGGCCAAAGUACUUCGGCCCUAUUUCGAAUAGCGGAAGUCGACUCGGACGACGACCAGUCAGUCGACAGUCGACCUAUAUCACCUAGGAACCAAAACGGGAACCAAAGUAUACCCACAAAUCUAAUCAGUAUAAUCCCAACACCAAUAAACGGAUCUCGAGACUCGUUGGGAGAUUCCCUACGCGCCGAACCGGCGGAAUCGGAGAGCAAUAACUCCUCUCCACCGCCACCACCCGAGAACCGCCGCAUAAAUUUGAGGAGGGUCAGGCGAAACGGUAGGUUAAGUCUACACCGCUCAGACUCAAGCGAAUCGCCGCCUCCCAAAGAGCUCGCAGAUCGCGCGACUACAUCGCUCGACGAGCGGCUGUCGCCAGGCGUCAGCUAUAACAGGACAGUGGCGCGGCUAAUGAACGAGACCAAUGAGAGCGAGUUGGAAAGUAGUUGUAGUACGGAGGGCAGCGCGUGGCCGACUCCUGAGGCGACGCAGAUGCAGCAAGCCACGUGCACGGCCGCGACCCCCGACAGUGGCAUCGGUACGGCGGCUGGCAGCAGUUCCCGCGCUUCCCGACCAGCCGAUGACGUGUCCGAUGAUCCAGACUAUCAAGCUCUCAAAUUCCGACGAGUAAAAAAGGCCCGGCGCAAUUACAGGAACCAUAUGGAUUCCGACUCGAACUGAACUGAUUAUAUGUAGAUAGAUAUAUAAAUUAUGUUUGAAUGGAGUUUCCUAGUUGUUCUGCCAUGAGACUAUUCGAACGACUGUAAUCUUCUACUAUUGUUAAAAAAAUUGUUAUGAGACUUGACACUUAUAGAUGUACCCUGAACCUUAUGUGGGAUCUCUACACCGAAUGUAUGUCUUUAUACAUCGUUUUUUUUUACUAUAUAAUCGUAUUAUUAUUAAAUAGGUAAACUCCAACUAAAGGAAUUAGGUACCUUAGUUACAACUGCGUUUAUCAAUAGAAUAACCACGUGUGUAAAUAGAAAUAUUUUAAACCUAUGCCUACUACUACUUCCUUCAUAUAUAUGUACUUCAUAUGGAUGUACUUAGUCAUUAUCAUAGCAUGGUGUAACAGGUAAGUAACGUGCAAUAAUUCCAUUGAGGAUUUAACAGAAUUUGCAUUUACCAUACUAUUUUAGUAGGUGUUUUAGAUUAUAGUGUUAAAGAUUUCGUUACGGGAUAUACUAUAGUAUUAAUAUUUUAUUUAAAUCAAAAAUAUGUUUACUUAAAUUAUAAUAUAUACAUUUUUAAUAUAAUACAUGUAAUAUUUGGGAAUUUUCAACUUGACAAACGUGACUUUCUUCUAUGCUGCGUUUUAAGACAUGGAUAUUGGUAGUAAUGUAGUGCAAAACCUAUUUCAUAUAGUGUUGAAACCUCUCGUCUUGGCACUUGAUUUUUGUGUACAGAAAGCACAAAGAAUCUCGAUUUUUUUAUUUAUUUUUAUCAAUAGCAAGUAGAGAUCCAACACUGUUUAGCUUUAUGUAUAGAUAUUAUUAUUAUUCUAUCAAUAUAUGUGAUCAUUAUUAAUAAAUAGAUUAUUAUUAAAUAAAUAGAUUUAAGGUAAAUACAUCAAUGUUCCGUGGAGGGUUAGAAUGACAUGCAUUACAUUC
Molecule: messenger RNA, 3705 nt
Organism: Achroia grisella
Lineage: Eukaryota; Metazoa; Arthropoda; Insecta; Lepidoptera; Pyralidae
Exons: 14
Coding region: 89-2776 (895 amino acids)
Biological process (GO): negative regulation of fatty acid biosynthetic process
Cellular component (GO): cytoplasm; Cul4-RING E3 ubiquitin ligase complex
Molecular function (GO): protein binding
Source: RefSeq, a predicted model, not a curated record